Molecule: messenger RNA, 648 nt
Organism: Parasteatoda tepidariorum (common house spider)
Lineage: Eukaryota; Metazoa; Arthropoda; Arachnida; Araneae; Theridiidae
Gene: alphaCOP
Product: coatomer subunit alpha
Biological process (GO): retrograde vesicle-mediated transport, Golgi to endoplasmic reticulum; endoplasmic reticulum to Golgi vesicle-mediated transport; intracellular protein transport
Cellular component (GO): COPI vesicle coat
Molecular function (GO): structural molecule activity; protein binding
Source: RefSeq, a predicted model, not a curated record
UAAUUUCUUCCUCAUAGAUUGCUUGCCAACGUAAAGUCUGCUCGAGUUAAAUAUGUGCACUGGAGCAGUGAUAUGAGCCAUGUUGCUUUCUUCAGCAAGCAUACCCUUACCAUGUGCAACCGUCGUCUCGAUGUUUUGUGUACCAUUCAGGAGAACUGCAGAUUGAAAAGUGGUUCAUGGGAUGAUAACAAUGUUUUUAUUUACACAACAUCCAAUCACAUUAAAUAUGCACUAACAAAUGGUGACCACGGCAUCAUUCGAACGUUGGAUGUACCAAUCUACAUAACUAAAGUGAAAGAUUCUAAUGUGUAUUGUUUGGAUAGAGAAUGCAGACCCAGAGUUUUGACUAUUGAUCCCACAGAAUACAAAUUCAAACUUGCACUUGUGAAUCGAAAAUAUGAAGAGGUUUUACAUAUGGUAAGGAAUGCCAAAUUAGUUGGACAGUCCAUCAUUGCAUAUCUUCAAAAGAAAGGCUAUCCAGAAGUUGCCUUGCAUUUUGUAAAAGAUGAAAAAACUAGAUUUGCUCUUGCAUUAGAGUGUGGUAAUAUUAUGGUUGCUCUUGAUGCUGCUAGGAUCCUGGAUGAUAAAGCAUGUUGGGAUAAGCUUGGUGAAGCUGCUCUACUUCAUGGCAACCAUCAGGUAAUUUAG